Messenger RNA from Coregonus sp. 'balchen', 6981 nucleotides. Lineage: Eukaryota; Metazoa; Chordata; Actinopteri; Salmoniformes; Salmonidae. The record is from the annotation of a GenBank genome assembly.
GAUCACUGGUUUUGGAGGGUACGGGACAACGCAGUGAUGCCGGGGUACCCCAUGCUCAUCAAUGUCUUCUGGAGAGGACUGCCCCCCAAGAUAGACGCCGUCUACGAGAACAGCGAGGGGAAAUUUGUCUUCUUCAAAGGUAAGGAUGCCCACAGAUGUAUUAUACAUGAUCUAUAUCAGGGAUGGGCAACUGGCGGGCCACGGGUCGCAUGGCCCCCCUUUUGUAGGCCCGCGGACCAAUACAAAAAAAUACAAAUAAUAAUACGUAUUUUGUUUUGGGGGGAGGGGACUCAUUCUUACUUACUGUUGAGAGUUAGAAUAAUAAAAUACUCAAGGUGCAAUUUCGUAAUGUAGUUGUGCAUCAGCAGUCACUCAAUUAGUGCAUGUCAGCCCUAAACAUUUUUGAUUGGUAAAUUAGUCUAGCGGCCAGCUAUCUAAACUUGUAGUAAUCAUGGUCGAAUUACCGACCGGGGUGGGGCCUAUUGAUCAUCAGUUAUCAUAUUAAAAGCUGCAAACAUUUGCCUCCAUCCUUUAGCAAAAUGUGUAGAAUUGCAGGAAAUUAGCUUUAAAACUGCACAUUUUUCUCUUUUUCCCCCCACCAACAUUGCCCAUCCCUGAUCUGCAUAAUCAGACAAAUCCUGGACCAAAAAGCAUUUUCAAUAGGAUACAGUAGGAUGGGUCCUGCUCCUUAUUCUUGGUGAUGUGUGUGUGUGCGUGCUUGCGUGCGUGUGUGCGUGGCGUGACAUUGCUGUAGAAGGAUUAACCAGAGGCUUAUCUCUCUGACUAUAGAGACUGUACUUACUGUAACCCAGGCAAUUUGCCUCCUAAUCUCAGACAGUCAAAAGCGGUUUGUCCUGUGAAAAUGUGUGUGUGCGUGCAUGCGUGUGUGUGUGCUUUCAUUUUUACAUUUAUAUUUUAGUCAUUUAGCAGACGCUCUUAUCCAGAGCGACUUACAGUUAGUGAAUGCAUUGUCUCUUCUAUAAGCAGUCUGUUUGAAUGUAUGACCUCACAAGCCCCACUGCAGCACAGGCUGUCUCUUCUCUGAGUGUGUUUACAUCAUAUAAACCUAUAGCAGAUGAAGGGGAUGUCUCAAUAUAUACAUUUACUGAAAGAGACAGCAAAUAAACAAACAAAUAGACUUAUAUACUCCCAUGAGAGUGGAAGGGAGGGAUGUGGGGAAGAGAGGAGACGGGUGUAAAUCUGGGUCUGUCUGGAUAAUAAGUACAAAUCACAGAUGGCACGCAAACACAUUUCUAUUUUUCACAGUUCCUCGAAAAAUAGACUAGUUGUCCCUUGUGUACCGAGAGCUCUUAAUAUCCCUUUUCUCGUUUGUUUCUUUUCCGGUUGUAGCAUUGAGAUUUCCAUUAAAUAAGAGGAUUUAUUAUUAUGUCCAGUAAUAAAACAAAGUGAGCUUUCAAACAGAAGAAAGUGACUCUAUAGGUAACAAUGUAGGUCAAUGACAGGUAACUUAUCCAAUGGCAGGUCGCAAGUUUUACGAUCCUUUUUUUAUUUUUUACGACACAUAUUCAUAUAUGUGGCUGUGUAGAUAAGCAUUCAUGAAUGUUUAUUAAUUGACUAUGAAUGCCUUGUAAGGCAAAGCUUAUAAAGACAUUGUUUGCAACAGACUCAUGCAGACUUGGGUCCCAAAUGGCACCUCAUUCCCUAUUUAGGACACUACUUUUGACCAGGGAAUAUAGGGAAUAGGGUGCCAUUUGCGACUCAGACUUCCUGUCUUUAAAGCUGUGUUAUACAAACACUGAAUUGGCAUAUAAAUUAGACACUCAUUUGAAUAUGUAAAUAUGCAUCGCUCAUAACAACCUUGUUUCUUAGCUGUCUGCCUUUAGAACUAGGGUUGUAUAUAUGUUUGGUGAAAUCUGCUCCAAAAGAAAGUCUUUGAAACUGAAAUAUCUAGUUCUCCCUCGUCAUUGACUCAAUCAUGUAUUUUUUCAAUGGGAGCAAUGCGAUAAGAUAGGAGGUUAUAGUAUCAAAGUGCACUGACUAUAAGUGUGCAUCCCAAUUGCCACCCUAUUCCCUAUAUAGUGCACUACUUUUGAACAGAGCCCUAUGGGUUCUGGUCAAACGUAGUGCACUAUAAAGGGAAUAGGGUGCCAUUUGGGACUUAGGCUAAAUGUAGAAGAGCUUCCAGAGUAACUGCAUCAACCCGUUGAUUCUGUAGCACUGCAGCCAUGGUCUUUCUGAUUAGCCUGCCUCUUUAAUGACAGCCAGACAGAAACACGCGCACGCGCACACACACACACACACACACACACACACACACACACACACACUGGGUAUAUCAAUUGCUUGGUUCUAAGAGAAAUAUGCAUCUACGCGAUCUACCACUCGGGGGAGAGAGACACAAUUGAGCUACAUAUACCGCUAGAGCCUAUAAAUUUUUUAUUUAGCUUUGCCUUGAUUAUGUUUAGUUUUUUAUACAGAGAAAGCUAGCCUACACGGUCAAUGCAUACCCUGUGUUUCUAAAUGUUUUGUGUGGUCACUAUGUGAAAGAGUGUAGCGAAAGUGUUUGGGUGUGUGUGUGUGUGUGUGUGUGUGCGUGUGUGCGUGUGUGCGUGUGUGCGUGUGUGUGUGUGUUUGAUCUGUUUUCAAUUACCGGGCUGAGUCCCAUACAUAAGAAAACGUUGAACAAUUGAAAUCAAUCAGGGCUUAGGGUAGAGUGGAGGGGCCAUGGGACGCUGUGUGUGUGUAUGUGUGUGUGUGUGUCUUUACGUAAUGUGUGUGUGUACAAUACACUCUGUGUGUGGUCCAUGUGGAGGAGGAAGGAGCCUGUUGUUCUUGGCACCUUGCCCAGACUCAAUGAUCACCAUCCCCUGUACAACACUGUUUAGACAUUGUUAGGAGAUAGCAGGAGAUUAGCAGUGUUCACUGUGGUAGGUACAUCUGAGCUAACAUUAAAUACUGACAGUUAAAGUUAAAAGAUGUAGUCAGUCUAGUCUGAAUCAUUAUUCACUCCCCAAAUAUCUCACCCUGGUGAGUUCUGAGAAAGCCCCUUAUAUCCAAUAUCCUUCACACCCGUCUUAACACACCCAUACAUACACACACACACACACACACCCCAAUGCCUCCUGACCCAGUUUACCCAGACUGCCUUAGUGCCUGUGCCAAGGGGAGAGGCUUGGCAGGGCAGGAGUAACCGUGAUAACCAUGAGCCUGCUAUAUAUGGAGCAUGAGAAUGAAACAGGUGUAAUGAACGGCAUUUCCUGUCACAUGACCCUGCCUUCCCUCCCUUCCUCCCACCACAAUCCCAGUUGCCCUUCACUUCACUUCCAUAGACAUUAAAACCAGUUGCCCUUCACUUCACUUCCAUAGACAUUAAAACCAGUUGCCCUUCACUUCACUUCCAUAUACAUUAAAACCAGUUGCCCUUCACUUCACUUCCAUAGACAUUAAAACCAGUUCACUUCACUUCCAUAGACAUUAAAACCAGUUCACAUCCGCCCAGUCCUCCCCAGACUUCUGCCAGUGAAUUAAAAAAAAACACUUCCUGGGGUCACCAAGUCAAAACCAUGCCACAACCUAUUUACCAGAAAUGUAUCCCUCCUCUCCUCCUCUCCAUUCUUCUCUACCUCCCUCGUCUUUCUUCAUCCCUCUCUCCCUCCCUCCUCUCCCUCCAUCCCUCUCUCCCUCCCUCCUCUCCCUCCCUCCUCUCCCUCCAUCCCUCUCUACCUCCCUCCUCCUCCUCCUCCUCCUCUCCCUCCAUUCUUCUCUACCUCCCUCGUCUUUCUCCUCCCUCCUCUCCCUCCUCCUCCACCCUCUCCUCCCUCUCUAUCCCUCUCCCUCCCUCUCCCUCCUUCCCUCUCUCCCUCCCUCCCUCCUCUCCCUCCCUCCCUCCUCCUCCCUCCUCCUCCCUCUCUCCCUCCCUCCUCUCCCUCCUUCCCUCUCUACCUCCCUCCUCACCCUCCUUCCCUCUCUCCCUCCCUCCUUCCCUCUCUACCUCCCCUCCUCACCCUCCAUCCUCUCCCUCCAUCCCUCUCUACCUCCCUCCUCCUCCUCCUCUCCCUCCUCUCUUCUCACCCUCCUCCCUCUUCUUUCUCCAUCCCCUCCUCCUCCCUCCUCCCCUCCUUCCCUCUCCUCCCUCCUCCCUCCUCCUCCCCUCCCUCCCUCCUCUCCUCCCUCCCUCCCUCUCCCUCCAUCCUCUCUCCCUCCUACCCUCCUCUCCUCCUCUCUCCUCCUCCUCGCUACCUCCCUCCUCACCCUCACUGUCCUCUCUACUCCCUCCCCUCACCCUCCUUCCCUCUCUACCUCCCUCCUCUCCCUCCUUCCCUCUCUAAUACCUCCUCCUCACUCCCCCAUCCUCUCCCUCCAUCCCUCUCUAACCUCCCCCUCCUCCUCCUCUCCCUCCUUCUUCUUCUACCGGUCCACCUCCGCUCGUCUUUCUCCAUCCUCUCUUUCCCUCCCUCCUCACCCUCCUUCCCUCUCGAUCUCCCUCCCUCUCCCUCCUUCUCCCUCUCUUCCCCCCCCUCUCCCCUCCGUCCUCUCCGCCUUCCUCGCUCCCUCCCUACUCUCCUCCUCCCUCUCCCUCCAUCCCUCCCUUACCUGCCCUCCUCACCCUCCUUCCUCUCCUAACCCCUCCCCUCACCCCUCCUUCCCUCUCUAACCUUCCCUCCUCUCCCUCCUUCCCUCUCUCCCUCCCUCCUCUCCCUCCCUCCUCACCCUCCUUCCCUCUCUACCUCCCUCCUCUCCCUCCAUCCCUCUUUACCACCCUCCUCUCCCUCUAUAACUCCCUCCUCCUCCCUCCUCUCCUCACACAAGACAACACUUCCUCAAGUCUCGGCUUUGCACUUCUCAAACCUGGGCCUCAGAGUAGGAGUACUGGUAUAGGAUGAUUUUUUCCCUUUAGAUCAUAAUGAAUAACACUAUGAGGACAGCACUCCUACUUUGAGACACUUCUUGAAUACAGGCCCUGGCAUCUAGACUCUUAACGCAUUGUCCCAAAUGGCACCCUAUCCCUGAGCCAUGGUCAAACGUAGUGCACUAUAUAGGGAAUAGGGUCCCAUUUGAGACUCAGACAAAGACUGUAAAAACCGAGGGUGGCCUCUUGGUUUGUGAGUUAGAAAACAACAACUGAAUAACCAAAUAUGACACUUACCACUGUUUGUUCACUGUAAUAGCUACUGUAAAUUGGACAGUGCAGUUAGAUUAACAAGAAUUUAAAUGUUCUGCCCAUAUAAGACAUGUCUAUGUCCUGGAAAGUUUGCUGUUACUUACAACAGUCAUGCUAAUCACAUUAGCGCACGUUAGCUCAACGGUCCCGUAUACGGGACACCAAUCCCGUAGAGGUUAAGAAGUUGAAAACCACUGGAACAGUGGUAGACUUGCCUGGUAGAGGACCCAAGUGUAUCUUCUCCCCACUCACAGUGAGGAAGAUGGUUCAGGAGGCAAGGAAAAGUCCAAGGAAAGGAGUUGGAGAAUUACAGUACUUGGUCGCGUCUUGGGUCACCAAGUCUACAAAUCUACAAUUAGACGCCACCUCCAUGCCAAUAGGCUAUUUGGAAGGGUUGCCAUAAAAAAAGACGUUAUUUAGAGCAACCACCAAAUGUAAACGCCUGGAGUUUGCUUAACACCAUUGACACUUGGAUUGGAAUCGGUUGCUAUGGCCAGAUGAGGAGAAAAUAGAGCUCUUUGGUCACGCACACCAGUGGAGGGUUUGGCCUCAAAAUAAGGAUGCAUAUGCAUAAAUGAACGUCAUGCCUACUGUAAAAUAUGGUGGUGGAUCUUUGAUGUUAUGGGGCUUUUUUACGUCCACUGGUCCUGGGGCCCUUGUUAAGGUCAACGGCAUCAUGAACUCUACCAAGUACGAGGCUGAAACUUGGCCGCAAGUGGAUCUUGUUAAGUCAGACCAAAUAAUGCAAAUAUUGGACUAAUGCGUAGAUAUUGUAGUUCCCUACUGAACCAGCAUUAUGUGAUUAUUGAUAGUUCCAGAGAGAAUGGUCUGUUCAAUGAUAAGGUGGCUAUUGCACCUAGUAUAUUAUAAUGUGGUUAUAUAUAACCAAAAUUGAAAAUGUUGCAACUCUUGUGCAAUGUGAUAUGACUCUAACAACCUCACUGUACUGUAACAUUCGUGAUCUCCAGUUAUGUAGUAGUCUACCAGCACUACAGCUUCAUAUACUGUACACCUUGGGGUUCUGAAAACUGAUUUGGUAUGGCUCACAUUAGGCAGGCUGGAUUAUAGUUACCCUGCCUGGCCAACCAAAUGUCAUCCCCAGGUUUUAGUAACCCCUCCUGGCCAACCAAAUGUCAUCCCUGGGUUAAAUCCCCUCAGUGCUGGUGAGUGAGUGGAUGUGUCCCAAAUGGCAAGCUAUUCCUUAUAUAGUCCAAUACUUUUGACCAGAGCCCUAUGGGACCUGGGCAAAAGUAGUGCACUAUAAAGGAAAUAGGGUGCCAUCUGAGACGUGUAGUGUCCCAGCAGUCCCUCUGAGCCCUGUUGUCCUUGUGUCUCUUCCAGGGAAGCAGUUCUGGGUGUUCAAGGACACCAUGCUCCAGCCCGGCUACCCCCAGGACAUCUCUAUGUUCGGCCACGGCAUGCCAACCCAGAGCAUCGAGACCGCCGUCUGGUGGGAGGAUGUAGCCAAGACAUACUUCUUCAAAGGGGACAGGUGCGUACACUGAGAUGAGCUGUGUGUGUGGGUGGAGGGGUGUGUGUGUGCGUGCCUUCUUGGGGAAUUGUGUGUGUGUGUCUGUCAGUUCAUGUGUGUGUGUGUGUUUCUAAUGUAUUGGGACUGGGAUGCCUAUGAGAUUGUGAGAUGUAUGUUUUGAUGUCUGAUUAUCCCACACCCUAAUCCCCAUGACUGUCUGUUCAGGUACUGGCGCUACAAUGAGGACAUGAGAACGAUGGACCCAGGCUACCCUAAAUCCAUCACUGUCUGGAAGGGCGUCCCAGACUCUCCACAAGGAGCCUUCGUAGACAAAGCCAAUGGUAAGUUCUCCUAUCUAUCCCAUACUAUCAUUAUUGCUAGACAGUAG